AUGGCUGACCAUCAUUCAGAAAAGGCCGUUGCGCCUCACCAAUCCGACUCGGAACGAUCGAGUAGUCGGGGACGUGAUUCGUCUGACGGCGGCAAGGCAACUCCUCAAGAUGAAAAGGCAGACCUUCAGCGUGCUCUUACAAAGGCCGACUCCAAAGUCGCGGCAGCUCCGCCCAAGGCCACCGACCCCGAAGAGAUGUACCGUCAUCUACCUGCAGACGAGGCCGAAGUCUUGAAGCGCCAAACCAUCACACCAGAGUUGAAGCAGGGAGUCGCCGUACUCUAUCGUUAUGCCUCGCGCAAUGACCUCAUCAUUAUUGCAGUCUCUGCGAUUUGCGCCAUUGCCUCUGGCGCUGCUUUGCCCUUGAUGACGGUCAUUUUUGGAAACCUCCAGCGCAUUUUCCAAGACUACUUUUACUCUCUUGGCAAGAUGACCUACGAUUCAUUCGUGGACGAACUGAGCAAAUAUGUCCUCUACUUUGUCUACCUGGCCAUUGGUGAAUUCGUUGUCACUUACAUCUGCACCGUCGGUUUCAUCUACACUGGUGAGCAUAUUAGUGCCAAGAUUCGCGAGCAUUAUCUUGAAAGUUGCAUGCGCCAGAAUAUUGGUUUCUUCGACAAGCUUGGUGCUGGCGAGGUGACCACUCGCAUCACCGCCGACACCAAUCUCAUUCAAGAGGGUAUCUCUGAGAAGGUGUCCUUGACUCUUGCCGCCAUUGCCACCUUCAUCACCGCUUUUGUCAUUGGAUUUGUCAACUACUGGAAGCUGACGCUCAUUCUGUCUUCUACUGUGUUCGCGCUUCUCCUCAACAUUGGCAUUGGCUCGAGUUUCAUGCUGAAGCACAACAAGAACUCACUUGAAGCUUAUGCGCAGGGCGGCAGUCUUGCCGACGAAGUUGUCAGCUCUAUCCGCAACGCAAUCGCCUUUGGCACCCAGGACCGUCUCGCCAGGCAAUACGACAAACACUUGGCAAAGGCCGAGUUCUUCGGAUUCCGCGUCAAGAGUUCAAUGGCUAUCAUGGUUGCCGGCAUGAUGCUUAUUCUCUUCUUGAACUACGGUCUUGCAUUCUGGCAAGGUAGCCACUAUAUUGUGGAGGGCAUCAUUCCCCUCAACAAAAUCCUCAUCAUCAUGAUGUCUGUCAUGAUCGGUGCCUUCAACCUUGGAAACGUCGCUCCCAACAUUCAGGCCUUCACCACCGCUGUGGCCGCUGCUGCGAAGAUCUUCAACACCAUUGACCGUGUUUCCCCUCUUGACCCUAGUGCGGAUACUGGUGACAAGAUUGAGAAUCUCCAGGGAAACAUUCGGUUAGAGAAUAUCAAGCACAUCUACCCCUCCCGCCCUGAAGUGGUGGUCAUGGACGAUGUCUCUCUUGAGAUUCCCGCUGGAAAGACUACUGCCCUCGUUGGUGCUUCAGGUUCCGGCAAGAGCACCAUUGUCGGACUGGUUGAACGAUUUUACGAUCCUGUUCAGGGUGCUGUCUACCUUGACGGUCAGGAUAUUAGCAAGCUCAAUCUGAGAUGGCUCCGUCAGCAAAUGGCCCUCGUGAGCCAAGAACCAACACUAUUCGGUACUACCAUCUUCAAGAACAUCAGUCACGGUCUCAUUGGAACCCAGUAUGAACAUGAAGGAGAAGAGAAGCACAGAGAAAUGGUUAUUCAGGCGGCUAUCAAAGCUAACGCUCAUGACUUCAUCUCUGCUCUCCCGGAAGGCUACGAAACCAACGUGGGCGAGCGCGGUUUCCUCUUGUCUGGAGGACAAAAGCAGCGUAUUGCGAUUGCCCGAGCCGUAGUUUCUGACCCAAAGAUUCUUCUUCUUGAUGAGGCCACAUCUGCCCUCGACACAAAGUCUGAAGGCGUCGUGCAGGCUGCCCUGGAAGUCGCCGCCGCUGGUCGAACCACCAUUACUAUUGCGCAUCGUUUGUCGACUAUUAAGGAUGCUCACAACAUCGUUGUCAUGACUUCUGGGCGUAUUGUGGAACAAGGUACCCAUGACGAGCUUCUUGAAAAGAAAGGCGCAUACUAUAAGCUUGUGUCGGCCCAGAACAUUGCCGCCGCAGACGACUUGACCCCUGAGGAGGAGGAGCGCAUCAAUGAACACGAAGAGGAACUCAUUCGAAAGAUGUCCACGAACAAGGAAGGCGAAUUUACCGUUGAUCCUGAUGAUGAUAUCGCUGCCAAGCUUCGUCGCUCAUCUACUCAGAAGUCUGUGUCCAGUAUUGCACUGCAGAAGAACAAGGCGGAAGCCGAGAAGAAGUACGGACUGUGGACAUUAUUGAAGCUCAUCACUUCUUUUAACACUCCCGAGUGGCACCUCAUGCUCUUUGGUUUGGUCUUUGCUGCCAUUUGUGGUGGUGGUAACCCUACGGCAGCAGUCUUCUUCGCCAAGCAGAUUGUCACAUUGUCACAACCCGUUACUGAUGCUAAUCGCAACGAAAUCAAGAAGGACUCUGAUUUCUGGAGUGCCAUGUACUUGAUGCUUGCUUUUGUCCAGUUCAUAGCCUUCUCUGCUCAGGGCAUCGCCUUCGCCAUGUGCUCUGAGCGCCUGGUUCGUCGAGUCCGUGACAAGGCCUUCAGAGCAAUGCUUCGACAGGACGUGGCCUUCUUCGACAAGGACGAGAACACUGCUGGUGCGCUCACAUCUUUCUUGUCAACGGAAACUACUCACGUGGCUGGCCUCAGUGGUGUCACUCUUGGUACCUUGCUCAUGAUGUCCACCACGCUGAUUGCUGCUUGUGCUCUUGGCCUUGCAAUUGGCUGGAAGUUGUCGCUUGUCUGUAUCGCAACUAUGCCCAUUCUUCUCGGCUGUGGCUUCUUCCGAUUCUGGAUGCUCGCCCACUUCCAGAGGCGAUCAAAGGCUGCGUACGCGUCAUCAGCUACUUUUGCCUCUGAGGCCAUUUCGGCCAUUCGCACCGUUGCCGCUCUCACCCGUGAGAAGGACGUUUUGACACAGUAUCGUGAUUCUCUCGCUGAGCAGCAGCGCCGCAGCUUGAUGUCGGUUCUAAAGUCUAGCGCACUCUACGCCGCGUCCCAAUCGUUGCUUUUCCUCUGCUUCGCCCUCGGUUUCUGGUACGGAGGCACUCUCAUUGGCAAGGGUGAAUAUGACCAAUUCCAAUUCUUCUUGUGUUUCAUGGCUGUUAUCUUCGGCGCUCAGUCCGCGGGUACUAUCUUCUCGUUUGCUCCCGAUAUGGGCAAGGCUCACCACGCGGCUGGGGAGUUGAAGACACUUUUUGACCGCAAGCCCACCAUUGACUCUUGGUCCGAGGAGGGUCAGCGACUGCCAGAGGUUGAUGGAACUCUCGAAUUUCGCGACGUCCAUUUCCGAUACCCCACGCGACCUGAUGUCCCUGUGUUGCGUGGUCUCAAUCUGACUAUCCGUCCUGGCCAAUAUGUCGCCUUGGUUGGUGCCUCUGGCUGCGGCAAGAGCACAACCAUUGCCCUCUUGGAACGAUUCUACGACCCUCUCUCCGGCGGCGUUUUUGUCGACGACAAGGAGAUUAGCUCGCUCAACAUUAACGACUACCGCUCCCACAUUGCUCUUGUUAGCCAAGAACCAACCUUAUAUCAGGGUACUAUCAAGGAAAAUAUUCUCCUUGGCAGCGCAAAGGAGAACGUCUCCGACGAUGCCAUUGAGUUUGCUUGCCGCGAGGCCAACAUCUACGACUUCAUCAUCUCCCUUCCUGAAGGCUUCAACACUGUCGUUGGCAGCAAGGGUACUCUGCUCUCAGGUGGCCAGAAGCAGCGUAUUGCCAUUGCUCGCGCUCUUAUUCGUGACCCCAAGAUCCUUCUCCUUGACGAAGCCACGUCCGCUCUCGACUCUGAAUCUGAGCACGUUGUCCAGGCUGCCCUCGACAAGGCUGCCAAGGGUCGUACCACCAUUGCUGUUGCCCAUCGUCUCAGCACUAUCCAGAAGGCCGAUGUCAUCUACGUAUUCGACCAGGGCCGCAUUGUUGAGGCGGGUACUCAUUCUGAGCUGAUGAAGAAGAAUGGCCGCUACGCAGAGCUGGUCAACCUGCAAAGUUUGGCGAAGCACGGUUAG
Molecule: messenger RNA, 4035 nt
Organism: Pochonia chlamydosporia 170
Lineage: Eukaryota; Fungi; Ascomycota; Sordariomycetes; Hypocreales; Clavicipitaceae
Product: multidrug resistance protein 3
Exons: 2
Coding region: 1-4035 (1344 amino acids)
Biological process (GO): transmembrane transport
Cellular component (GO): membrane
Molecular function (GO): ATP binding; ABC-type transporter activity; ATP hydrolysis activity
Source: RefSeq, a predicted model, not a curated record